AUGAAUAAUAAUAAUAUUGAUAUUAAUAAUAAUAAAGAGUUUAUAAGUAAUUUAAAUAAUACUUUACCAAAUCAUCAUUCAUCGGAUCAAUUAUCAAAUCAUUCAUUAAAUCAACAACCAAAACAAUUACCACAAUUAACCAAACAAAAAUCAAUUAAACAAAAUACAUUUCUAGCACCGAGACAACAAUCAAUGUAUCAAAAAAAAGUUGGAUACACUCAAAAUUAUAAUUUUUCUGGUAAUAAAAGUACUUUUAUUGAAGAUAAUAUUAAUAAAACUGAAUUGUCUAAUAAAUCAUUAUUAGUACCAAAUACUUUUCAUCAUAAAUCUCAUCCAAAUGCAAAAUCAAAAGAAUUAGGUUCAACUUUUAUAAAUGAUGAUCAUACAAAUAAUACUGAUAAUCAACAUCAUCAUCAAAUUAAUAAAACUCCAAAUUGGAUGCCAGAAGAAUUAAAUGAAAAUUGGCCGCAAUCUUUAAAUAUUGAAAAUCAACAACCUCCAACACCACAACAACAACAAUCACAACAACCACAACAAAUUGAACCAACUACUAUCAACACUAUAGUUCAUAAUUCAGAUAUUCAGUUACACAAUGAAUUACCAUGGCAACAGAAAAGUCCUGCUCAAAAGAAUCUACAACAUAUUUUCAGUGAAUCAAAUGAAAUUACUGAUACUUCAUCACCAUUAACAAAACCUACUUCUUCACCAAUGAAAAUAUUUGGUGGGAAUUAUGAUACUUAUACAAAACAACAAUUAAAUGGAGUUUUGAAAAAUAUUGCAUCAAAUAAAAACACUCCUGCUCAUAUAACCUCUAAACAACCAAUACAACCAAUACAACCAAGAGCUGUUAUAAAAGAUUUUACAAAGACUGGUUCUUAUAAUGAUAAAUCUUAUAAAAAUCAUGCAAAUAAAGUUUUUUCAAAUUUAGAAAAAAAAUUUAAAUCAAGUGAUUUUAGAGUAGUUUCUGCAAGUUCAACUCCAAGACAAGAACAAGUAGUUGAAAGUGAAUAUGCAUCGUAUACUACUGGUUAUAGUUCUGAUGAAAAAAGUGAAGUACCAAAUCCAAAAUCUAAUGAUUAUACAAUGAUUUCAAAAUCAGAAGAAGAAGAAGAAGAAUCAUCUGAAAUAGUAAUUGAUAAACUUAGGGAAUUAACUUUUGAACAAGAUCAUGGUUCAAGUUAUACAAAUGAAAGUUUAACUCAAGAAGAUAUUCAAAAUUUAAGUUUGGCUGAUACCACCAUCAAUAUAAAAUGGAAAUCCCCAUCAAAAUUGAAAAAAGAAUUUCAAUCACCAAUAAUUAAUGGGGAAAGACAACCAAACCUAAAGGUGCCAGAUAAUCUUGGUAAUAUGGUAUUUGAUAGUGAAAAUCAAAAAUGGAUUAAUUAUGAUGAAAAUUAUACUUUAGAUGGUUUGUCCGAGUUGAAUGAUGAAGCACCACCACCACCUAAAAAAGAAGUAUCAUUUUUUCAAGAACCGGCUAAUAUUACAAAUGCAAGGGAUGUUACAAAUGUACAUGACAUUGAAGAAGUUACCUUUUCAGAAACUGAAAAAAGUUUGGUGUCGGUCUUAAAUGAUAUUUUACUAGAAGAAAGCAUUAUUGAUUGGGAAGUUGUUGAAGAAAUUAAUAUUGCAAAAAAACAUUUAAUAAAAUUAAAAAUGUUGGAUAAAUUUUUACCAAAUUUAAAAAAGCUAGAUGCUUCACAUAAUCACAUAUCUUAUUUAUCAGGCAUUCCAAGAAAAAUUAUUGGAUUAAAUUUAUCAUUUAAUAAAAUUGAAAAUAGAACAACUUUUAAAGAUUUUGCAAGUUUAAGAUAUUUAAAUUUAGCAAACAAUCAAAUCUCAAGAAUAAAUCUUUGUUCAAAUAUUCAAUUAACUUCUUUAAAUUUAUCAAAUAAUCAAUUAACUAACUUUGAAGGUUUAAAACAGUUGAAAUAUUUAAAUGAAUUAAAUUUAUCUGGUAAUCUUUUAGAAGUGUUAGAUUUGAGUUCGUGUGAAUUCUUUGAAUUACAAAAAUUAAAUGUUUCAAAUAACAAUAUUAAAAAGGUUACUGGUAUUGGUCAUCUAAAGAAGUUAAGAGUUUUAAAUUGUGAUUAUAAUAAUUUGCUAAAAUUUGAUGCUGUGGGACAUUUGACAAAUUUAUCAAUAAACCAAAACCAAUUAAAAGUGUUAGAUGUUAGAGGUUUAAAAUCUUUGAGAUGUCUUAAAUUUGAUGGUAAUCAAGUUGAACAAUUUUUAAUGAAUAAAAUUAAUGGAAUUGAAAAAAUUUCAUGUAAAUUCCAACCAAAUGAAAUUUUCUUGAAUGAUUGUUUAUACUUGAGGGUUUUAAAUGUUUCUGGAUGUACAUUUUUACCAAGAAAUGAUAAUAUCACUCAUUUAACAAUGAAUUCAAUGAAAUUCAAGUCAUUACCAAAUAAUUUUGCUGAAGAAUUUCCAAAUUUACAAUAUUUGAACCUAAAUUUUAAUCAUUUCACAAAUGUAGAACCUUUGUUUGGGUUGAAAAAAUUAUAUUGUUUAUUAUUAGUAAGUAAUGAUUUAACUGAUGUUUAUGAAAUUAUGGCUCAUUUGAAAUCGCUAAUUGAUUCAUUAAUGGUUUUAGAUCUUAGAUUAAAUCCACUUACUAAAGAUUUAUAUUCCUAUGUAUUUUUCCCAGAAGAAACUCCAAUACAACAAUUAAAUAAUAUUGAAGAUCUUGAAAAUUUAGCAACUACAUUACAAGAACUUUCAACAAGUGGUGAAUGGCAAAAAAGAAAUGAAUUUAUGGAAAUAACUGAUUAUAAAGUUUUAUUAAUUUUGUAUUUUCAACAUUUGAAAAAACUUGACGGAUUAAAAAUUCCUGCUGCUGCUAAAAUAGCCGCACAUGAAUAUGCGGAUGUUUUAGUUUUGACGACUCCAGCUAAUUAUUAUGUUGAUAUUAGAAAAUACAAAACUCAACAAGGUUCCAAAUUUUACCAAGUUUUUGAAUUAUGUCUAGCAGGUAAAGAAAUUGAGUUAUCUCCUACAACCAUUAAAUUCGAUAGCUUCAUAAAUUCACAAAGUUUAAAAGAAUCAUUGGAUGGUAAAGAAUUGAUAAUUGAUUCAGAUAUUGGAGAAUUUUCUCAAAUAGGGUUAGAUCGUAAAGAAGUUGGUAAAAUGAAAAAUUCUUUGGGGGUAGUAUCUCCAUAUAUUGAAAUUUGGAGAUCAUUAGACCCAAUUAAACAUUCACCUAGUGAAGAAGUUAGAGAAGAUUCAAGUGUGGAUCCAAAAAUUUAUUAUACUUAUAAAUUAAAAUCAGGAUUAGGUAUGUUGGUAAGGUUAGAUAAUUGGAAACAAGGUUUGAUACAAUUGAAAGAUGACCUUAUAGUGUUAAGAAGUUGGUAUAAUGGUUCUGAAUGGAUAAAUCUUAUAGAAUUUGGUGAUAUAACUCAAUUUAAUCUUGAUGAUAAUUGGCAAUGUAUAGAAAAAAAUAAUUAG
This is a messenger RNA of Lodderomyces jiufengensis, 3450 nucleotides long. RefSeq lists its product as uncharacterized. Lineage: Eukaryota; Fungi; Ascomycota; Pichiomycetes; Serinales; Debaryomycetaceae. The record is from RefSeq and is a predicted model, not a curated record. The transcript is spliced from 2 exons. Bases 1 to 3450 code for a protein of 1149 amino acids. Gene Ontology annotation, molecular function: protein binding.